UUGGAAAGUAGAGAGAAUAAAUAGGAGGAAUGAAUAAAAGAGAAUGUAGAGUUUCAAUGGCUUUGUUAUUAACUUAUCAUAUAAAUAUAAUGCAAUCACAGCCCCAUUUUUCAAAGAAUCCAUGGCCCGCGGCCUCGCUAUGAGGAUUGAGGAUGGAGGGCCCUGUCCCCAAGAAUGACGAAAGUGCCCUUUGUGGAGUAGGAAUUGGGAAAACCUGUGAUAUGCUGGUGGGUCAACUGGUAGAAAGUCUUCCUGUAAUUUGAAAGGUAGGCUUGUUGAGCUGAGGAGGUAUGUGGAUGUGGGGGCUAUCAAAUUUCACCUUUUUUCUUUUCUCUCUUUUUGAAAUUUCAGUCUUUUUUUUUUCUUCUUCUUCUUUUUGGUGGUGUUUUGGAGUGGAGUCUUCCUUUUGAGGGUUUGACCCAUCAGAAAAUUUCUCGAUUUCCAUACUCUUUUCCCUUCCCCCCCUUUGAUCCCAAGUCUCAACAACAGCUAUCUUCCAAGCAUUCACCCAUUUCUGGUUUUGUUCUUCAUUUCUUCAAUUGAACAACAACCCCAAGUGUCAUCAUUUUAGUCCUCUCUUUCUUCGCCCCCUUUAAUGGUUUAGGUUUGCUUUUUUGGGUCUCUCUCUCUUCUUGAACGCACUCUUGUGCUUGGUGGGUUGUGCCGCUGAGGGGAUGGGCCCUAAACUCCACUGAGGUUUAAUGGCGACAUGGGUCUCUUUCUCCUCCUCCUUCAGUGGCCUCUUUGCUCCCGUUUUCAGCUGUCUCGCAUUUAAUCUUUUCCCGGAGAGUGUUCUUUUGAGCUAGAUAAGAUUUGGGGGUUUCUGAUUCUCUGUCUGGUAGACCUUGUGGGACGGCUUUACACCAGUUUUCUCUGUGCGGAUCUCUGAUUUCUGCAAAUGGGUCUUUAAGAUAAUGCUCAAAUGAUGCUGGGUCUCUAUCUUCGACUUUGAUUUACUGUGUUUCUGAUGGCCUUUUUGUCUGCAUUUCUUCUUUUGCCUUCGUAAUUCCUAAGAUGAUUUUUGAAUGUGGAGGUGGAUUUUGGAAGUGACAGUUGAUCUCUAGAAUGAAAUAAAUUCGUUCUAUUUAAAUAAGUUCUUUAUCAUCUGAAACCCGAAUUGAGGACUUGCCAAGGUGGGAGAUUCGACCUGCCGUGACUGAUUUGCAUCAGUGAUGCCUUUCUUGGUUUAAAAUGGUUCUUGUUGCAUUAAACAAAUGUGAGGUUGGCUAGUGGUUCGAUUUCGAAAAAUAUCUGGUGCGCUGCAAUUCCCCCAAGGAAACACAUGGAGAGAAUGAUCCAACCUCCUCUGGUUGACACAACAGCUUGUUUAUGUAGAGUAGAUGCAGGUCUUAAGACUGUAGCUGGAGCAAAAAAGUUUGUCCCUGGUUCAAAGCUUUGUCUACAACCUAGCAUUAAACCAUCUAUUCACCCAACUAGACCUAAACCGACUCGUGGUGACAGGAGCAGGAACCAAUCCCCUCUGCUUCCUGGACUACCCGACGAUCUUGCAAUAGCUUGCCUAAUCCGUGUCCCUCGGGUUGAACACCGUAAACUCCGGUUAGUUUGCAAAAGGUGGUAUCGUCUUUUGGCUGGCAACUUCUUUUACUCGCUCCGUAAGAGUCUAGGAGUUGCGGAAGAAUGGAUAUAUGUCAUUAAGAGAGACCGGGAUAAUAAGAUCUCAUGGCAUGCCUUCGACCCCAUAUAUCAGCUUUGGCAGCCCCUUCCUCCUGUCCCUAAGGAAUAUUCUGAAGCUCUUGGGUUUGGCUGUGCCGUUCUUAGUGGUUGCCACCUCUAUUUGUUUGGUGGCAAAGAUCCAAUAAAAGGAACAAUGAGACGAGUAAUUUAUUAUAGUGCCAGGACAAAUAAAUGGCACCGAGCCCCUGACAUGCUUCGUAGGCGACAUAUUUUCGGCUCGUGCGUCAUAAACAACUGUCUGUAUGUUGCAGGUGGGAAAAAUGAAGGUGGACAUCAGUCCUUGAGAUCUGCUGAAGUCUAUGACCCAAAUAAGAAUAGAUGGACCUUUAUUUCGGAUAUGAGCAUUCCCAUGGUGCCCUUAAUUGGAGUCGUUUACGAGGGUAAAUGGUAUUUGAAGGGAUUCGGGUCCCAACGACAGGUUCUAAGCGAUGUCUACCAGCCCGAAACCGACAGCUGGUACCCUGUUUAUGAUGGAAUGGUUGCAGGCUGGAGGAACCCGAGUGUCUCCUUAAACGGACACCUUUAUGCCGUGGACUGUAAGGAUGGCUGCAAACUUAGAGUCUACGACGAAGUAUCCGACUCUUGGGACAAGAGUAUUGAUAGCAAGCUGCAUUUGGGGAAUUCUAAGGCAUUGGAGGCUGCUGCUCUCGUUCCACUAAAUGGAAAAUUAUGCGUCAUUCGCAAUAACAUGAGCAUUUCUCUCGUCGAUGUUUCGAAGUGUGAAGAUGCCAGUGGUGCUCCCGGUGAACAUCUAUGGGAGACCUUAGCAGGAAAAGGGCAGCUCAAGACUUUGGUCACGAAUCUCUGGUCAAGUCUUUCGGGUCGGAGUCGACUGAAAAGCCACAUAGUUCACUGCCAGGUGCUUCAAGCAUGAAAAUUUUUCAUAUUGUUUGAUAGGCUUCUAGUGUUCAUAUGCUUUUCUUCUGCUUCUCCUCUUUACAUAUCUUAAAAUCAUGGCUUAGAUGUCAAAUAUGGGAGAACCAAUGCUAGUAAGUAAUCAAUCAAUACUACUUCAAAUAGUUUUGUCACAUGGACAAUUUUAUCCUCUCUGUCCUAUUCUUUUACUUGCCAUUUGUGAGAAAGAAGGGAAACAAAAUUGUCCAUUCAACAUAAGAUUAUUUGUAGUAGUAUUGAACUGUGAGAGAAGUAUUAUAGAACUUGAAAUAUUUUCUCAAUACAGUGUCAGGUGAUUCAGAUUGUGACAGGCAAAUGAGCCUCUCUUGAUAGACUCAUGUUACAAAUAUAUUUUAUUAUAUGAUAUGAUACACAAUCAUUGAGUUUCUUACAUUA
Momordica charantia (bitter melon) is the source of this 2985-nucleotide messenger RNA. Its product is annotated as F-box/kelch-repeat protein At1g55270. Lineage: Eukaryota; Viridiplantae; Streptophyta; Magnoliopsida; Cucurbitales; Cucurbitaceae. Gene Ontology annotation, molecular function: protein binding. The record is from RefSeq and is a predicted model, not a curated record.